Molecule: messenger RNA, 2515 nt
Organism: Hippoglossus stenolepis (Pacific halibut)
Lineage: Eukaryota; Metazoa; Chordata; Actinopteri; Pleuronectiformes; Pleuronectidae
Gene: entpd3
Product: ectonucleoside triphosphate diphosphohydrolase 3
Exons: 10
Coding region: 128-1633 (501 amino acids)
Biological process (GO): nucleoside diphosphate catabolic process
Cellular component (GO): plasma membrane
Molecular function (GO): GDP phosphatase activity; UDP phosphatase activity
Source: RefSeq, a predicted model, not a curated record
UCUCUCUCUCUCUCUCUCUCUCUCUCUCUCUCUCUCUCUCUCUCUCUGUGUGUGUGUCUUUCUUGCUGGUUUUCUUCAUACCCAGUUCAGAGUCAUCUCACUCUAACUCAGCUAACCAAUUAAGGAAAUGGCGUCCAAGCAACCAAUCGGCUACAAGUGUCGCAUAGCAGGCGUGCUGCUCCUGCUGUUGGCCAGCAUCGCCGCCCUCGUUGCUGUUGCUGUCAUCCAGGACACCUGGGCGUUAACAGAGUACAGCCUAGAACAGUACGGGAUCGUGAUAGAUUCGGGUUCAUCUCGGUCCAGUGUGUACCUCUACAAGUGGCCCGGGGAGAAGCAGAAUGAAACAGGAGUAGUGACGGAGAUACUGAACUGUAAAGUUGAAGGUGAUGGGAUCUCCGAGAUGAAAGUUGAUCCUCAGAAAGAUGAAGAGUCAUGGAGAGCAUUCCAAAAGUGCAUGGCCCAAAUCACCACGGCCAUUCCCGCUGAAAAACACAAAACCACACCCUUGUUUCUCGGAGCCACAGCUGGGAUGAGACUGCUGCAUCAGCUGGAUAAGCAGAGAUCCAAUGAAAUCCUGGCAAGUCUCAGAAAAUACCUGAGCUCCCUGCCCUUCGACUUCCACAACGCCUCCAUCAUCACAGGUCAAGAGGAAGGUCUAUAUGGGUGGAUCACCGUCAACUACCUCAUGGGAAACUUCCUGGAGAAAGACUUGUGGAACACCUAUAUGCUCCCAGAGGGGGCAAAGACAGUCGGAUCCAUGGACCUCGGUGGAGCAUCGACCCAAAUCGCCUUCGCAGUCCAGGACGAUCUCAAAGGGCUUGACUACAUGUCCAUCAAACUGUACGGAUACCCUUACAAUGUCUACACUCAUAGUUUCCUCUGCUACGGCAAGAAUGAGGCUGAUAAGAGAGUUCUGGACAAAAUAGUACAGGAAUCACGUGACCCAGCAUACAUUCUGAACCCCUGCCUCCCUGAAGGUUUCAACAUCACCAUGAAGGCCUCAUCCAUCUAUGACACAGAGUGCACCAAGAAGCCAGCAAACUACAACCCAGACCAGGAUCUCUUCAUGGUGGGAGCCCCUGACUCAGACAAGUGCGGAAGCAUGGUCAAGUCAUUAUUUGAUUUCAAGACCUGUUCCUCAGCCCACUGUUCCUUCAACGGGGUUGAGCAGCCGCCAGUCACCGGAGAGUUCAUGGCGUACGCUGGAUUCUUCUACAUUAAGCGGGGUCUGCACUGGAAUGGCUCUUUAGAUUUCGAUCAGUUCAACUCGUUGGUUAGGGAAUUCUGCCACAUGAAUUGGACAGAGCUGAAAAAAGAAAAACACUGGAUCGAUGACAAACACUUGAGGACUUACUGCCAUGGAGCUCACUACGUCUUCACUCUGCUGACAGACGGUUACAAGUUUGACAACGAGACGUGGAAAGGCAUCAGCUUUCAAAGACAGGUGAAGGACACCAGCGUGGGUUGGAGUUUGGGCUACAUGCUGAGUAUGUCCAACAUGAUCCCAUCUGAAGUGAAACACAUCACACCUCUGACCAACCCUGUAUUUGCCAGCCUCAUCUUUUUAUUUUCAGCUCUAACCAUCGUGAUGGUUAUCAUAGCUUUCAUCAUCCUCAUUCGCACCUGCUACUGAGAGCCAAUGUUACAAAGGAAAUGAUCUGCCAUUCAAAGCCUGGGGAUUGCUGUAAUCCCGUAGGUAACAGGAGAUCGUUACAGCUACUAAGUCUGAGACGUUUACUAAAAAUUAAAAUGCAGUUCAUUUUGUACCUCAGGGAAAAGUAUUGGGUCCUUUUUCGUGCUCCACUAAAGGGUGUUCUCGAUGGCGUUUCACAUUGUGUCAUUUCAAAUUUGCAUAAUGUUAAAGUGAGACUGGUAUGUGCAUUCAACUUAGUGUGCUCACAUGCACACACAGAUCCCUCAGGCAAAAAAGCAUGUCAAACUCCUUCUGCUAACAAAUACAUUCCGUUCCUGUAUUAUACAUGUAAUUGCACUAAAUGCAUUCGCUUCACCUCUGAAACGGUAGCACUGCUGCAGCCUUACUGUUCUUAUUGUAACAGUUCUCCAUAUUUACUGAAUGAAAUCCUCCCUAAUAAAUAAUGGAAUGAAUGUGAAAUUUGCCCUUGUUUUCUUAUGAUCAUGCAAAUCAAAUAAAUUAAGUCAUAGCAUUUUAUACAUUCUAUUUGCAAACAUUUAAAAGAUUUGAAUGCAAGAGGAAGUUCGGGACAUUUAUUGCUACAACAUUAAGUGUUUUCUCAAUAAAAAUAUUCUGUACUUAAAGCAACAUUGUUCAUUGUUAAAUCUGAUUAAUUUCAAUAUUUCAAAUGUUUUAUGUUUAAUGUCAGUUACACUCUAUUCUGUUUACACUGUAUAUAUUUUUGUUAUUUUUAUAUUUCUUUUUGUUUGAAUUGUCCCUGUUUUUUAUAUUUCCAUAUGUUUAAACUGCAUGUUUACUUAUUUAUCGCCUGUGGUAUCCCCUUUUACCAUUGUAGGACUAAUAAAGGAAUAUCUUAUCUCA